CGAAAUUGAAAUUUGCAAAAGUGCAAGAUCAUCUUGUCAGGGACUUAAAACGAUGGCCUGCAUGUCGUGGCUUAACCGUGUCAGAAUCGAAGAAUGCAUUGCAAGUGGUAAUAAUAAAAAAAUGUUCAUUGGAAUUGAUGGUGGUAAAUGUCUAGCGGAUAAACAGCAACGCAUGAAAUUACUCAAUCCAACUAUACCAAGUUCAACAUCCUGCACUUUUCCUACUACAAACUGGGCAAAUUUUCCAUCCCAAGCUAUCCCUCGUUCUUUUUGCUAUGCUAUCAUGUAUAAUUAUAUCACUACCCGUCCUAUUGAUACUUUAGAUUUGAAUGCUACUUUAUCUGACGAUGAUGAAUAGCUUCCGAAUUGUGGAAACCGAAAGCACUUCAAAGAGGAAGACAAUAUUGUUUGAGUGACUUUGUGUCAAAUAUGGAAGAUAAUGCGAAUGAUUUGGUAUAUUACUUAAGACCAGAUGUACAAUCUUCUUUUCGAGUCACUGUGAAGUAUAAAAUAAGUAUAGCUCCUAUUCUCACUUGCACUCAGUUGGACAGCU
Messenger RNA from Polistes dominula (European paper wasp), 553 nucleotides. RefSeq lists its product as uncharacterized. The record is from RefSeq and is a predicted model, not a curated record. NCBI's taxonomy places the organism in Eukaryota, Metazoa, Arthropoda, Insecta, Hymenoptera, Vespidae.